Molecule: messenger RNA, 1233 nt
Organism: Plasmodium gallinaceum
Lineage: Eukaryota; Apicomplexa; Aconoidasida; Haemosporida; Plasmodiidae
Product: conserved Plasmodium protein, unknown function
Exons: 1
Coding region: 1-1233 (410 amino acids)
Source: RefSeq, a predicted model, not a curated record
AUGCAUCUAAUAUGUUUAACUGGUUUUAUAUUGGUAUACAUCUUUAAAUUAUAUUUUGUAAAUAGCAAAAAAAUAAUAGCACUAAACAACCAUGUAAAAUUAAUACCUAUAAAAAAUGAGCUUUAUGCUAAGAAGUAUAAAGUAUUAAAAAAACUAAAUUUUAUUUUUAAGAAAAAAAAUAAAAACAAAUAUGAAUUGAAAAAUUUAGAAAAUAUUCCUUUAUUUGUAAUAACUAAUGAAUUUGACGAAAUUAUAUUAUCAUUUAAUUUAGAUGAUGAAAAUGAGAAAAAAGAAAAAAAAAGAAAGAUUGAUUUUAAUGAAAAUAGUGAUUAUCUUUAUGACAUAGUAUGGGAAAGGGAUACCUUUUUAUUUCCUCUAAUUAAAAAUAAAGAAAAAAGAAGAAAAGAAAUAAACUUGGAUAAUAUACAUAACAAUAAUUGUAUAAGUAUUUUUUUUUUUGAUAUGAAAACUGCUGAAGCUUACAAAGAUGAUAUAUUAUAUUUGUUUAGUAAAAAUUUAAUGGAAAAAAAAAAAAAUAAACUAUUUUUUGGGUCAAAAAUAAAAUUAACAAAUUUAGAAUAUUUUUUCAAGAUUAAAAAUUCUUAUAAAUCUAAAAUAGAUUUUGUUUUAAUACCUAAUUAUAAAGAACUUCAAAAUGUUUUAAAAAAUAAAAAUAUUUUUUAUGGAACACCAAUUUAUUAUAUAAAUAGAAUUAAGUUACAUAAAUCUUUUAUAAAAAAAAAUUUUUAUGAAUUAUUUUAUAAAAAUCUAAAAAAAGAAACAAAAAUUGAGUUAUCUCCUAAUAUUUUCAUAACAUAUACUAUUGAACAAGAGGAAAAAUCUAAUUCGUUAAUUAUACAAUUAGAAACAGAAAAUAAAAAAUAUAUACCUAUUUUUUUUUCUUAUAAACAAGCUAUUCAUUUUUAUAAUAUUUUUUUAAAAUAUUUUAAAAAUAAUUUUACUGAUUAUUGUCUUCCAAAACCACACAUAGUUUUAAAUUCCUUUGAAAAUAUAUUAAUUCUAUCAAAAUUUGCUAAUGAUAAAAAAAUUGAUAAAUUCUACAACCUAUUUUUUAUUCCUAAUGAUUUUUCUUUUUAUGAAAAUUUAUGUUCUAAUAAUUAUAAUGCUUUCACUUUUUAUAUUAAAAAAUUUUUUCAAAAAAUUAAUUAUGAUUUAUUUAGAUCUUUCAGAAAAAAUUUAAAUUAUUUAAUAUCAGAUUAUAUAUAUGAAUAA